GUUGGAGAGAGCAGCAGCAACCGGGAAGAAAGGGGAAUCGCAGCCCCGUCAUGGACGAGGAGGAAGAAGAGAGUUGGCUACUCUAUAACUCUUGAAUGUAAGGAGCCGAUUUCGCGUCGCUGGAUCGCACAAGGCUAAACUGAGAAGGAAGACCUCGCUGAGACGAAUGAUGCUGUCUCUCCGUGAAGUAUGCCGAGUGUUGUAGUGAAAGUCAGUAAUCCUAUGCAUGCUUACCUGCGAGUAAGCCCUAUGGGACCUACUUCUAAGUAGACAUAUAUAGGAUUGUGCUGUAAGGCUUGGAUGCUGAGAGCAGGAGUUGUUGCAUUCCAUUGGACAUCUGUUUUUCGCCAAAAGAUAUGGACGAAGAGCAGCCUUUGUCUGCUUACAAUCAGAAUCCUAAAGAAGCAGUAAGAAAACGGCAAAAUUCUAGUCAAGGUUCCCGAGGCAGUGAUUCUUCCAGAACUUCCAGAAAAAGCUUCAGACUGGAUUAUAGGUUGGAGGAAGAUGUAACAAAGUCAAAGAGAGGUAAAGAUGGAAGGUUUAUCAACCCCUGGCCAACAUGGAAAUCACCAUGUUUCCCAAAUAUUUUGAAGUGGGCUCUUACAGAAAAGGACAACAGCAAGGUCCCAUCUUCAAAGCAGGAACUUGACAGAGAGCUUCCAGUGUUAAAACCUUACUUUGUGCAAAACCCUGAACUAGCUGGAAAAACUGGAGCUGGUAUGCGAGUAACAUGGCUUGGACAUGCAUCUGUAAUGGUGGAAAUGGAUGAACUUACAUUUCUUACUGACCCUGUCUUCAGCCAGCGGGCUUCUCCAGUACAGUUUGGAGGACCUAAACGCUUUCGAGGACCUCCAUGUACAAUAGAUCAACUCCCAAAAAUAGAUGCAGUGAUGAUCAGCCACAAUCAUUAUGACCAUUUGGACUACCACACUGUAAUAAAUUUAAACAGUCGCUUUGGCAGUGACUUGAGAUGGUUUGUGCCCCUGGGUCUUUUAGACUGGAUGCAAAAAUGUGGGUGUGAAAAUGUAAUUGAACUGGACUGGUGGGGAGAAAACUGUGUUCCUGGUCAUGAUGCAGUUACAUUUGUGUUUACUCCUGCCCAACACUGGUGCAGGAGGACUGCAACAGAUGACAACAAAGUUCUCUGGGGGAGCUGGUCUGUGUUGGGGCCCUGGAAUAGGUUUUUUUUUGCAGGGGAUACUGGCUACUGUGUUGCAUUUGAGGAGAUAGGGAAGCGAUUUGGACCCUUUGAUCUUGCAGCUAUUCCCAUUGGAGCUUAUGAACCAAGGUGGUUUAUGAAAUAUCAGCAUGUGGACCCUGAAGAAGCAGUAAGGAUUCAUAUUGAUGUACAAACAAAGAAGUCUGUUGGGAUUCACUGGGGGACCUUUGCUUUAGCAAAUGAGUACUACUUGGAACCUCCGGCAAAAUUGAAUGAAGCUCUGGAUAGAUAUGGAUUGAAAACAGAUGAUUUCUUUGUUUUAAAGCAUGGAGAAUCACGAGACUUAAAUAUUAAUGAAGAUGGAUUUGAAUAAAAAUAGAAAAAUACAAUUUCUUAUGAGUUGCAUCUGGAAAAAAUUAAGGUUGAUACCUUUUUGUAAAAUUUUGAACAGGAUUUUUAAGAUUCAGGAGUUUAAUUAUCUUUGCAUAACAGUCUUGUAAAAUUGCAAGUUUUUAAUAAAUGAAUGAAAUAACAACUAGAUGGCAUUAACUUAGCUACAAAUAUCCUGUAAAUAAGCAGCUUACAUUGCCUGUGAAGUACAUCUCUUCAAAACCACUAGAACUCAUUGUCUGGCAAUUAACUACUUAGGCUAGAAUCCAGAAGACCCAGCAGGGCCUGUGCACCCAGUCCUCCUUAGCACAAGAGCCCUCACCAUAGAACUGCUAAGUGCUUUAACACUCCCCUUUCCCCAUCCCCUUAAAAAAUUGGAUUUCUAGAUUUAAAAGUGGGAAAAUAACGCUUGAAAAACAGAAGCCUUACAUUCACAUGAAGAUUUACUGCACAGAGACCAUAUCCUCAUGUCAGAGAAAUCAAAUUGUGAAUAGAAAUUGGUUUAUCUAAGCCUGCUGUAUAGGUGAGCAAAAAUUUCCCACAGCAGUGGCCUUCAGCGCAGAGACUCAUAUGCACAUUAGCUCACUGCAUACAUUGCUGUGCUUAUGGGACCCCUUCUUGCAUCAUGGGGGUGGGUGCCCAGUCAAAGUACUCCAUCCAUUCCUCCAAUCACCCGAUCAGCAGGAAUUUGGUAGGAUUAGGACAUUUUACCAUUUUAGCUUCUAUUGAAAAUUAUAUGUGUGGGUUCAUAGCUGACUACUAGAUAACAUCCUUGUACAUGAAUUAAAAGCACUUCCUUGGAAGGUCUCACUGAAAUACCUUGAAUUUUUGGUAACUAAGAUCUGAACCUUCAUUUACAUACAAUUCCCUAUCCUACAAAGAUGACACUUAAGACACUGUCUAAACCUGUGCAUCUUUACUCUGGUAUGAAGCCCACAGUAAUAAAGCUUGCACUCUAGUAUGUGUUUAGGUUAGUAUAUUUAAAGUGUAAUCCUAACUAUGACUACUCAGAAAUAAGUCUUAUUUAAUUCAGUGGGACUUAACUGCCAGCUAAAUGGGGUUAGGAUUGCUGCUUUAGUUAUUACUGUUUUAACAGAAGAAAAGAUAACUGGGGCUUGCAUCAUUUUUGAAUUAGGUUGUAAUCUGAAGAACCAGCCAGUCUUAAAUAGAAUACUCCAGUUGAAAAUACACUACCCUGCUAGAACCAACACAGUAGUCACACUAAAAUGUGUUUGAGUAUUGCAGCAUAGUGUGAAUCGUCUCAGCCCGUUAUCUCCCUUGAGCAGAUUAAUCACUCUGAGGGUUUGCCCUGUGCCUUCAUAGCUUUUGAAAUUAUAGAUUUGUUGGAGUCUCCCAACACAAUUAGGGCUAAAACACAUUUUACUGAAUGCUUGUACAUUUUCAUUUGCAAACGUAAGAGCCAAGUUUUAAAAUUAUAUAAUGAAAUGUGCCUUUUAAGAGUUCUAACUACUAAAAAAAUUCCUGUUUCUGUUGCUGCUGACCAAUCCCUGUACAUUUUGCAUUGUGCUGUCACUGUAAAAUUGUUCUGCCAUAGGCCUGAAUACUAAUAGUAUUUGAGAAUAAGCAAAUUGUUUUAUAUAACUGAAACCAUCCAUUUGUUCUCUGAAAUCUCCUUAGCUUAUUUUUUGUUUUUGUUCCUUGCUGUUAACUGAGUUCCUAAAUGAAUUGUCAGAAUUAUGUGAAAAACAGAUUGAUUAUAAAAGUGAAAAAGCAUGAUACAAACUUGUUCAGCAUUGUAUAAACAUGGCCAAACAUACUUGUGUUAAACUACUAAAACUAAUCUACAAAAUAAAAGAUU
Messenger RNA from Rhineura floridana, 3368 nucleotides. It is a transcript of the gene NAPEPLD, whose product is annotated as N-acyl phosphatidylethanolamine phospholipase D. Gene Ontology annotation, cellular component: membrane-bounded organelle; cytoplasm. Gene Ontology annotation, molecular function: N-acylphosphatidylethanolamine-specific phospholipase D activity; zinc ion binding. Gene Ontology annotation, biological process: N-acylethanolamine metabolic process; N-acylphosphatidylethanolamine metabolic process. The coding region runs from base 357 to 1532 and encodes 391 amino acids. NCBI's taxonomy places the organism in Eukaryota, Metazoa, Chordata, Lepidosauria, Squamata, Rhineuridae. The record is from RefSeq and is a predicted model, not a curated record. The transcript is spliced from 6 exons.